AAAAUAUCGUUCAAUUCCAUUAUCCUUUAAAAGAAGCAAAAAUCCUCUGUUUUUCCUCCUUGGUUUACUUUUUUUCUUGCUCUUCACGAACUUUAUUUUAUUUUGUAUUUCAGUGCGCGUACCAACUUUCCCUUCCAUUUAUUAUCCAAUUUCCCCCACUCUCCCCUUAUUUCCUAGCCCAACACGGUCAUAAAAAAACCACGCUUGAAAGACAAUGCCCUCGUUCACCACCUAUCUCGCCGCAACAAUGGCGCUGAUGAGCUCCGUCCAGGCCGGCUUCUACACCACCUACCCGGUAGGCGCCGAUGCCGUCACCCCCGGUCAGACCAUCAACAUCCAGUGGAGAACCGACGAUCAGGAGCCAUCGCUCGCGAACGCCAGCGCGUACACCCUGAAGUUCAUGACCGGCGGAAACAUCAUACAGACCACCGUCAGGACCAUCGGUACCUUCCCUAUCUCGCAGACCAAUGUCCCCUUCACCAUUCCCCAGACCGCGCCCGGCAUGUACUUCCUGAUGUACACUGCUGCUGACGGCUCGGGCUCGUCGUGGUCCACGCGCUUUUCGGUUGCCGGCGGUACCACUGGUGACCUCUUCCAGCGUCGCAGCAGCAGCAUUGCUACCAGCAGCAGUGCCAGCGACACCAGCACUUCCAGCAGCGUUGACGGCGGCGAUGGCGAAAUUGGCGAGGGCGAUGACGGUGAGAUUGGCGGUGCCAUUUCAAUCACCCGGAGCACGUCGUCAAAGUCGGAGUCCUCAUCCCAGACUACCGCCAGCACUUUGUCUACUUCCGAAGUCGUCUCCGAGGACACCAACACCGAUACUGAAGCCGUCGGUACCAGUUCGGCCGUCCAGUCCAACAGCGAUGCCUCGCAGGAGCAGGACUCCAGCAUCAAUACUGACAAUGGUGACGACAGCGACUCUGACAAGGAUGUAGAUACCGACAAGGACGUCGAUGCCGACAAGGACGUCGAUGCCGACAAGGACACUGAUACCAGCGAGGAGAAGGAGGAGGGCACUAUUGGCUCCGACCACGCUGACCACAGCACCAAGGCCCACAAUGCUUCCGAGUCUGACGAUAAGAACGAGGGUAGCUCUAGCUCAAAGUCGAAGUCGAGCUCCAAGUCCAGCUCCGGCUCCGAUUCCAGCUCCAGCGGAGCAUCAUACCGCUACCUCUCAGCUGCUGCUCUUGUUGUUGCCGCUGCGUUCAUGCUCUAGUCAAUGUUUGCUGUUAUUGAGUAACCGCCCUUAUAGUUAGCUUAUGUUUCCCCUAGUUUUAUUUUUUCACAAUUGUUUUAAAUAAUCUCCGCAUCUUUCACAAGUUUGGCGUAUCUUAAGUGUUUCAAUAAAAAAUGUUUAUGCUA
This is a messenger RNA of Kickxella alabastrina, 1362 nucleotides long. RefSeq lists its product as uncharacterized. The transcript is spliced from 2 exons. Bases 215 to 1216 code for a protein of 333 amino acids. The record is from RefSeq and is a predicted model, not a curated record. NCBI's taxonomy places the organism in Eukaryota, Fungi, Kickxellomycota, Kickxellomycetes, Kickxellales, Kickxellaceae.